AUGGACGCCCUGCCGAGGAGGAGGAUGCAGGACGAUAUGGUCCAGUACAAACUUUUCUUGAUCAAGGCUGACGGUUCAACUUCUCAGCAGACUGAAGAACGUCUUAAACAUCUGACAGAUGAGAUUUUAGCAAAAGUUGCUCCACUUUUGGUACAGUACAUCUGGCAGCAUCAGUCAUUCAACCUCAGAUAUCAUCCUGAGAAAGGCGAUGUUCCUGCUCACAUUGGGGGCAGCACUCAGUUUGGAGACAACAUUGAGGACGAAUGGUUUAUUGUUUACCUCCUGCAGCAAAUUACAGAGGCUUUCACAGAGCUCGCAGCCAGUGUUGAGGACAAUGAUGGGGAGUUUCUUCUUAUUGAAGCAGCAGAUUAUCUUCCCAAAUGGCUGAACCCAGACACAAGUGAAAACAGAGUUUUUCUUUAUAGGGGAGAGUUGCACAUCCUUCCUUGCCCUUCUAAAUCCAGUUUAGUGGGCUUCCCACGUGAUGUGGUGCCCAGUGUGACACAAGCUCUGAUGCUGCUCUCUGCUGACUCAGAAGUCUGUCAGGCCAGCCCCAAGAUACGUUCAGCUCUGAAGAAGAGGCUAAAAGGGUUCCCAGAGAAGAUUCAGGGUAACCUCCACCGUGCCCACUGCUUCAUACCUGCAGGUAUUGCCACUGUGCUGGCGCUGCGUCCAGACUUGGUCGCCCCUGCAGUUUCAGCUUUUUAUCUGCGAGAUCCUGUGGACCUCCAGGCCUGUCGAAGCUUCAGGACCUUUCCUCCCAAUACAAGAGUCCUCACUUUGGUGACGUUCACCCGCUGCCUGUACGCCCAGCUGCAGCAGCAACAUUUUAUCCCAGACCGGAGGAGCGGCUUCAGCCUGCCUCCAUGCUCUCAUCCCCAGUAUAAGGCUCAUGAGCUUGGCAUGAAACUGGCCCAUGGCUUUGAGAUCUUGUGCUCUAAGUGCAGGCUGCCAUCUUCAGAGCCUGACGCUCCUGUGAGCUGCAACCCUCAGUGGAAGGCCUUUUUGGAAAGUCUAAAAAGGAACGGUUACUUCCGGGGGGAGCUGGAAGGUUCCGCUCUUCACAAAGAGCUUGUAAGAGCUGCAGAAGUUUUCUUCAACCAGUCCGUCGCUUCAGAGUUGAGUUGUCCGUCGCCAGGUGAGGAGGUUCUGCAACUGCUUCAGAGCAACCCCUUCAACUUAGAGGAGUUGAAGAAACUCGAGUCACAGCUCCCCCAAGAGGACAGUGACAGCUGGCUGGAUAUCACAGCUCAGGAUUUUGAGCGGUUAUUGCAGGACAGAGGCAGCAGUAGAGCUGACAUCAGCAGCAAAACCUCAAAUUCCAUGAAACAGAAGCAUCACGUCGAGGAAGAAGCAGAGAGGAGAAAGAAAACGGAGGAUAACGAGGAGGAAGAGGAGGCGGGUUACAGCCUGGUAGCAGUCAGUCAGGGGAUGAAGGACUUCCUCAGUGCCAUGUCGUCACAUGAGGGGGCCGAGCUGCCCUGGAGCAGCGCAGCUCAGCCUUUUAGCUUUGACCCCGACUCUAUGGCUACCGCUCUGGAUAAACUGCUUGGAAGCAAAGAAGAGCUCGAUUCGGAUGAUCUGGACGAUGAUGACUUUGAAGACGAAGCUGAGGAGGAUGAAGAGAAAGAAGAGGACUCCUCUGAUCAGAUUUGUGGAGCAGAAACUCUGGACAGCCUCAAGAGAUACAUGGACCAAAUGGACCAGGAGCUGCUGAGCACCAACGUAGGACAAAGCUUCACUCAGACGAACUACAAGCCUGCCAUGGACGUUGGCUCCUCUCAUUCAUCAGCAACAGAUGACGUCUCCAAGGAGGAUGGAGGAGUGGAAAAUGCAGAAGAAGAAAUCCAGCCUUUAGAUAUUGAUGUUAAUUUAGUCACAAAUCUCUUGGAGUCGCUCAGCAGCCAGGCCGGCCUGGCCGGACCCGCUUCUAACCUGCUGCAGAGCCUGGGCUUACAUCUGCCACCCAACUCAGAUCCUUCGUAGACGGUGAAAAAUAAGAGGACUUCAAUUAUAAAUGAAGAAAUG
Molecule: messenger RNA, 2028 nt
Organism: Nematolebias whitei (Rio pearlfish)
Lineage: Eukaryota; Metazoa; Chordata; Actinopteri; Cyprinodontiformes; Rivulidae
Gene: ecd
Product: ecdysoneless homolog (Drosophila)
Exons: 13
Coding region: 1-1986 (661 amino acids)
Cellular component (GO): nucleus
Source: RefSeq, a predicted model, not a curated record